AUGGCAAUAGAUCCCCUUGAUAGACUUUUUCAAGCUUCUAAUAAAAUUGCUUCUUUAAAUUUUCGACAGAGUUAUGGUCGUGUGGGUGCCUUACUUGACCAAGACGUCAGUCAAACCUGUAUUCGUGAUGCUGCAACUCACGAGAGAAAACUAUUUACGACGGACGAUGAAGGGCUGCCAAAAUUUAAUGAAAGACCUACUUUUGAACCGCCAACUCCUCUUCGAGCACCUGGUCCCUUAACUGUCGAUAAGCUGAUACGAGGUGCAAAUGUAUUAGCUCAGAUAUGUGAUUUAGAAGAUGCCAAAUCAUAUAUAUCGAAAUUAUAUCAACGUCAUGAAGAGAUUACAUCGUCAAUUGACAGUCUGGAAUCAAUUGGGAAAAAACAAAAAUUAGAUUUAGAAAGGAUUAGAGCUCUUCGUCAAAGUGUUGAACCAAGGGACAAUUUAACAAAUUCAAGUCAACAAUUGGAUUCUGAAAGUUUCGCCGAAGAAAUACAAUAUGAGCAAAGAGAAAUACUUGCUUUGGAGUCUCUAAUCGAAGAACACAGUGAAAUGUUGGAUCUACUCGAGUCAAGAUUACAAAAUGAAAAACAAGAAUCCGAAGAGAUCAAUAUCAAUUCAAGCGAUUCAAUAGAACAAUUACAGAAAUUAUCACAUCUUAGAGAACAGCUUGAAUUCAAACAUGAAACUUUGCAGCAGUUAGAUAACCCUAUGGCCGCACUUUCUACUUCCGCAUACAUGAAUGUAGACGCACAGCUAAUUAGGACAAGCGAAAGUCCCACUUAUGAGGGGGAUGAGGAAGGAGAAUUUGGCCGUUUGAAGUUAAAAUACGAAUCAAUUGUGACCAAAACAGAUGCGCCUUUCAGCAAUCAAAAUCCGGAGCAACUUAACCGAAUUCAGCAUGUCAUGUCAACUGCAGUGGGAACAUUGCAACAGCUAUUGGACGUUCGCGAACGAUAUGAAUUACUGAAUUUGGAUCUUGACCUCAUAAGGGAAAUAAAUAGUACACUAGUUGAUAAUGUUGUAGAAUUUCAAAAAGAUAAUUUUCCUGAGUUACUCGACAAUAUUCCCACGCCACAGAUUACCUUGUCCGCGAUAAUUCUUCAAAUUAUCCGCGAUGAAGGCGGAGAAUUAUCAUUUGCUGAGCUCAAGGAUAGAAUUAGCAAUCUAGCUCGUCAACGGGAAAUGUCAGAGUUUGAGGAAAUGGGAAUCAAUGCUGUUUACACGCUCGUCGCUAAUCGAUUAAUAAUCAUUGAUCGUUCUGAGAAAACCAAUCCUGUGAGAGCUAACAUUUGGAGUAUAUGA
This is a messenger RNA of Ambispora gerdemannii, 1305 nucleotides long. NCBI's taxonomy places the organism in Eukaryota, Fungi, Glomeromycota, Glomeromycetes, Archaeosporales, Ambisporaceae. The record is from the annotation of a GenBank genome assembly.